Molecule: messenger RNA, 9169 nt
Organism: Gopherus flavomarginatus (Mexican gopher tortoise)
Lineage: Eukaryota; Metazoa; Chordata; Testudines; Testudinidae
Gene: SLC9A8
Product: solute carrier family 9 member A8
Exons: 17
Coding region: 99-1829 (576 amino acids)
Biological process (GO): regulation of pH; proton transmembrane transport; sodium ion transport
Cellular component (GO): Golgi apparatus; membrane
Molecular function (GO): sodium:proton antiporter activity
Source: RefSeq, a predicted model, not a curated record
CCCGGAAGCAGGAGGCGCACUGCGCAGCCGCUCCCGACCCUGAGCCCUGUGGAGGACUCAGGACGAAGGGGCGGGGCCGGGGCGGAGCGAGCGGCACGAUGGCGGAAGUGGAGUUCUCAAAUGCUACCCAUGAAGUCCUCAAUGUCACCCUCCACACCACGCUGUCCGUUACUACUAAACUGGUGGUUCCUACACCUGCCAAACCUAUCCUUCCAGUGCAGACUGGAGUCCAAGCUCAGCAAGAGGAGCAAUCCAGUGGCAUGACUAUAUUCUUUAGUCUCCUUGUAUUAGCUAUCUGCAUCAUAUUGGUGCAUUUACUGAUAAAGUACAGACUACAUUUCUUGCCAGAGAGUGUGGCUGUUGUUUCUUUAGGUAUCCUCAUGGGAGCAUUUAUAAAAAUUAUAGAGUCUCAAAAACUGGCCAACUGGAAGGAGGAAGAAAUGUUUCGUCCAAAUAUGUUUUUUCUUCUCUUGCUUCCACCUAUUAUAUUUGAAUCUGGAUAUUCAUUACACAAGGGUAACUUCUUUCAGAACAUAGGUUCCAUCACUCUGUUUUCUGUGUUUGGCACAGCAAUUUCAGCUUUCAUUGUAGGUGGAGGAAUUUAUUUUCUGGGUCAGGCUGAGGUAAUUUAUAAACUGAACAUGACAGACAGUUUUGCAUUUGGCUCAUUAAUAUCUGCUGUGGACCCAGUGGCUACUAUUGCCAUCUUCAAUGCCCUUAACGUAGAUCCUGUGCUUAACAUGUUGGUUUUUGGAGAAAGUAUUCUCAAUGAUGCAGUCUCUAUUGUCCUGACAAACACAGCAGAAGGUUUGACAAGAGAAAAUAUGUCAAAUGUAAGUGGAUGGCAAACCUUUCUCCAGGCACUGGAUUACUUUCUGAAGAUGUUCUUUGGCUCUGCAGCACUUGGCACUCUUACUGGCCUUAUUUCUGCAUUAGUACUAAAGCACAUUGAUUUAAGGAAAACACCCUCCCUGGAGUUUGGAAUGAUGAUUAUCUUUGCUUAUCUUCCUUAUGGACUUGCAGAAGGUAUCUCACUCUCAGGUAUCAUGGCAAUCCUGUUCUCUGGCAUUGUGAUGUCUCACUACACACACCAUAACCUUUCCCCAGUUACACAGAUCCUGAUGCAACAGACACUGAGAGCCGUUGCUUUCAUGUGUGAAACCUGUGUUUUUGCAUUUCUUGGUCUGUCCAUUUUUAGUUUUCCUCACAAGUUUGAAAUGUCCUUUGUCAUCUGGUGCAUAGUGCUUGUUCUGUUUGGCAGAGCAGUGAAUAUUUUUCCUCUAUCUUACCUGCUCAACUUCUUUCGUGAUCAUAAAAUCACCCCCAAAAUGAUGUUCAUCAUGUGGUUUAGUGGUUUACGUGGGGCAAUUCCAUAUGCCCUGAGCCUCCAUUUGGGCUUGGAGCCAAUAGAAAAGCGGCAGCUCAUUGGGACCACAACUAUCAUUAUUGUGUUGUUCACAAUUUUAUUGUUGGGUGGAGGAACCAUGCCCCUUAUCAGACUGAUUGAUAUUGAGGAUUCUAAAGCGCGAAGAAGGAGCAAGAAGGAUAUUAACCUCAGCAAGACUGAAAAGAUGGGUAAUACCAUUGAAUCUGAACAUUUAUCAGAACUCACAGAAGAAGAGUAUGAAGCCCACUACAUAAAGCGCCAGGAUCUCAAAGGCUUUAUGUGGCUUGAUGCCAGGUAUUUGAAUCCAUUCUUCACAAGACGGCUCACACAGGAGGACCUACAUCAUGGACGCAUACAGAUGAAAAGCCUCACCAACAAAUGGUAUGAAGAGGUGCGACAAGGACCCUCAGGGUCUGAAGAUGAUGAACAAGAGCUGCUAUAGCAGGCUAGAGGAGGAGGACUGUAACGGGUUUAUCAUAGAGCACCAAUAACUAGAUUUAAGUAACAAAAGAUUCUGACUGUACAAAAGCCCAGGGUAUUAAGAAUGAAGACUUCCCACUGCAGGUCCCACCAUGUGCUGUUGUACUUAGGUUUCACAGAACCAGAUACACUGUACUUCAUAAGACCAGUCGCUGCAGGACCCCCUUACAAUAACACAAAAGCAGUAUUUGGGCUGAGGAUAGAGCCGUACCUUUUAAUUCUGAAUAUCUCAGCACUUGUAAGUUUCACUCAGCCCAUGCAAAACUGCAUUGAAAUAACCUUGAAGAAGAGUGUCUUCCACUCUGAUGUAAGCUGUAAAUUCAUGUUACAGUUCAGGUUCCGUAAUACGGCUCCACAAAACAGAAUGAGUUGCACUUUAUUGUAUACUUUAAUACUCAUUCAUGUCUUGGGGAGUCAUGAUGGUUUAUACUGUGAAUUUUUGCCAAUAAAAUAAUUGAAUCUUUGUCUGGAACAAAACUGUAAUUUGCAUAUUAUGGAUCCAGAAUGCAUAGUGAGCCCCCAGACAGGAAGCAGAUAUUGUGCAUGGACAUAAAGCACCAGAUCCUUUUAAAUACUCAGUGUGUCUGCCAUUGCUGUUGGUUUUUUAAUGUUGAAAUGACUUAAUCCACAGUACUUGCCACUGCUUAAAGUGUGUUUUAAGGAAAAAGCAUAGAACUGGAUUUGAAAUCCAUAGAUUUUUUUUUUUUUACUUAUCCCCCCACCACACUCACUCCUGAAACUUAUAAAUGGUUACACUUUUUUAACAAAAAUUAUAAUAAAAAGGGUGCUCCUAGCUGGCACUAUAAGCUUUGAAUCUCAGGAAGCAAAUGUUUUUGCUUUGCCUAAAUUCAUGAAAUGUCCCUAACACCCAUGAGGAGUGUAGGGAGGUUUUUAAAUUCUAGAGGCACUAGUAGCAGGCUUUUCCACAUAGGUUUUCAUGGUGCACACUUACUGUGUUUCAGCUAUAGUAAAUACAAAUUUUUUUUGCCUAGUUGGUCAUUUGCACAUGCUUUAAAAAAAAAAAAAAAAACCACUUUACUGAGCGUUUUCAAUCAUGGAUCUGUUGUGUUUUUUUUUGGACAAAUAAAGGACACUUCAGGAAUGUAUUCCAAAAGCACAACUGCUCAAAAUCCUAAAUAUGGAUUGACUUACUAGUUUUUUGUGUGUGUGUAUGUGUGUUUGGAAGCUAGUCCUGAUGUUUAAGAAAAAAAAAGCGCAGCAGUUUCUAGCUAAUCUCUCUGGUGAGCAUCUGUACUUUCGAGCCACCGUUAGCAGUUACUGCAUCCCCUAAAUCAAUACAGAUUAAGGUGAAUAGGGAAGUGGAUUAGAGUUUUUUGGUUCCCUUUUCUACGUACCCACUUUGAAACAAGUCUAGUGGCCGCACUUGAUGCUGGCAGCUUUCCAACAGCUGUAAAUUUAACAUGCUAAAGUUGGACAUUGAUAUCUGAUUGAUUUAGCUUUGAAGCAGAGCAUUACUGAAUAUGUGGGCCUCCUCACGCUAUGCCCCAUGCAGAAGCAGAACUAUUAGAGAAUGUCUCCCCCAUUCGUGAGAGCACAAUGUGUGAUUUGCGUGAUGCUGCCAUUAAAAGGUUGAUCGUAUAGUCCAGCCCUCCUCACUUUAAUUUCAGACUCGCUUGUGCAUUUUCACUUGAAAACUAAUUAAUCUCACUAGGAAAGAACACUUUUUGCGGGGUAACAAAUCAAGUAACCUCUCUGUGGUUAUCAGCCAUGAAAUGCACUUUAUUUCUUACCCUUGUACGUGAACAGAAUUUGGCUUCAUGCUUUAUAGAACUUGAACGUGCUGUGUAAUGUGAGCAUGAAGGGGAAUGAACUCAGAUUGUUUCCAGUGUUGAGUACUGAAGAAUCGCAUCUUGCUUGGUGUUUGGGAGGAGAACAGAUCUGUAACGAAUCAUGCUAACCAGACUGAAGGAAACUCUAACAUUAGAUCUUUCUAACUAGUCCAGAGUUAGGGGUAUAUGCUUGAAAACAUUUUUUAGGAUGUGAAAACCCUAGCUGCAGUACUAUAAGAUAGGUAUGUGUGAGAGAGAGUGAGAAAAAUGUAAAUUCCACUUUAUAAUACAGCUAUUUCCUCAGGUGCCCAUCCAGAGUAAGCGCCCAUUUGUAUGGUUUUUUAUGGGAUGUCACACUUGCUCACAAAGAAUAGUUUAAGCCGUAGAGGCUAGGAACCUUUUGAGGUUGCUGAAUAUAUGAGGAUCUGUUUGCCAGAUUCAUAUGCUUUUGGCUUACAGGAGAAUGGUAGAAAUUGUGUUUUUUAAAAAAAAAAAAGACUGGUGAGACCCAGCUUUCCCCGUUCAAACAAUGGGUUGAGUGUUAGGCAGCAGUUCCUGUUGUUUUUGGUGCACUAUGGUAACUAAAUAAUUGAGGUUAAUUGUCAGUUCUUGAAGAUAUUUUUGUAUCAUUGAAAUGUCAAUGAUUUCAGCUUUCUAAUAACAAAUAGCAGCUGUUGUCCUGAUUUACCUAUUCCUAAGAAUUGUUUGGUGUAGAACACAAUGGUACCAAUUCUUAGCUAUGGCUGUGUAGUGCACCAUGCACCUCCAGAUGGAGCAGGAGAGCUGCAAAGGUAGUUUUAAGUCACUCUGUGCUCCCUUUGUGCCAGACAUAACUUAGAGCACCCUGAAGGCAGCUUUAAGAUACGCUGGCUGCCAAGAGCCCCAAGGGACUGCCAAGGUGCAGGGAAGUCUUGGCCAUACCUCUUGUUCUGUAGACAUUCCACAGGUUAGCUAUGGAGAGAAGGGGUGGCGCAUGAGGUGCUGUGUUGCUUCUUGCACUACUGGAGAGUCCCCUGAUUGCCCUAUGGUUCUUAGGUUGGGUUUAGAGCCACUUUGUAAUGAUGCUGCAACAUUAAACAGCCAAAGAUCAGAGCCACUGUUCUCAGUUAGCUAGUUACUUCACUGAAAGACGAGGCAAUCUAUCAAAUGAAUGAAAUUCUAUGCCAAGGUAUCAGUCUUCUGCGGAAGUUAGAUUUCAUCAUGAUAAAUUGGUCAUUUCCUGCCCUCUGCUGGUAAUUUUUGAAAAUACAACAAGCCCUAGGUGAGGAAACAUUUGCUGCAAAUAAUUUAAGACACAUUAAAUGGAUGCAAUGAAGUGAUAGUUUCUAAAUUAACGAAGCAGCCUGAAACUCCUAAUUUCAAGGCAUAUUUACUUUAUUUAAAUGUAAAAAGCAUCUGUGCAAAAGCUUUAACAAAGAGAUCCUAUUUAAUGGAUCUGUCAAAGACUUACAUAUGAGAGGAAAAGAUGGGUUUGUGGCUAAGGCAAAUCACUGGGGAGUCAGGACUCCUGGGUUCUAGUCUAGCUUUGCUGCAGAAUCACUGUGUAACUCUCAGGCAAGCCAGUUAGCCUUUGUGUGCCUCAGUUUCAUUAGCUUAUUCUGUUUUUACUUAAUUUGUGCCUUUAGGAUUGUAAUCGUUUCUGAGACCUGUUUGUGAGCCAUGACCUACCACUGCCCAGCUCUUUGUACAUUUGCAGGACUAUGGAACUGAGGUGCCACUUCAGGUAAUAUUUGAGAGCUUCAGAGACACUGAGGCUGGCUUUGUGUGAACCAUUCUGAACAUCACAUUUUAGUCUUGCUACUUGCAGCAACUGAGUUUUUCCCUGGAUACAAGACAAGGCAGGGAAGAACCAUUCAGUUCUGACACUUUAUGGUGAUGACUGAUUUGUAGGUUCAUUUAUAAAUGUGUUGGCUUUUCUGUGGCAUUGAUCGCUCUACUGUGGGCAGCUCAAACAAGAAUGGAUUUAACUUUACAACACUUGUGUGAGGAAGGCCUAUAUUAUUACUCCCUUUUCACGGAGUUGAACCAAAUUAUAGAGCAAUCAGUGGCUUGCACAGGGUGCCACGCAGUGGCUGUGGCAGAGUAGUGAAUUGAAUCCAAUUCCCAGUCUGAUACCACAACUGCAACCCCAUCCUUCGGCUGGAAUCUCAACUCUGAGUAGCUUUCAUUUGAAAAGGGAGGAGAAAUCACGUUUAAAUGGAGACUGUCAAGGUACAAUGAUUAAGAGAACGUCCUCUCACCUUUUGAGAGCACUGUUAAGAUCUGCCUCAAAUCCAGUGUUUGCUCGCUUUCUCCAAGCAUCCACAUGUGAGUUUGUCCAGUCAGUUCUUGUGCCACUUGCUGACUUUACUCCUGACUGCUUCUAGUGCUCAAUCCAAUUUAGUCUGAGUCCUCCUAUCACAAUAGGUCUUGGAAUAAUGUCAGGGUUAUAAACGUGUUUGCUAAAAGGGUGGUACAUGAGGGCAGGUGUCUGAAUGUAGGGAGUAUCAUUCUUGCCAAGUUGACACAAGCAGGCUGACAAUUCUCAGCUAACAGCUCUUCUUUACAAUUGGGCGUGUCUCUCUGAACAGCCUGUUUCGUGGCCCAUAGAUAAAGGAUUCUGUAGCACCAGCAGAAGAGUUUGAGCCAAAAGCUAGGAUUUGCUUCUCCUCCAUGUACCUCCAGAAAUUUUGUUCUAGCAACAUGAAGACAUUGAGACUGCCACUGCUGUAAAAAGCCCCCUCUUCACCAUACCAAAGACACAAAAACAUACAGCUUUUACGAAAAAUCCUAAACUGUUGACAGUGAUAUCCCCUGUCCAGCCCCCUGUCAAUCCCAUGUCAACCUAUGGCCAGAUUUUCCUGUCAGUUACAGUGGCAUAACUCCAUUGAAUGUGAUCACUAUAGAAAGCAGAUUCCAGAGCAAAACAGCUGUCCACUAACAGCACCCUGCCACCAGGCGCUAGACAUUCUGAUCCAGGCAGCAUUAGCAAGAGACCAGCAGAAAGUAUCAACUUUUAUAAUCUCUCCCAGCAGUUCUACAGCUCCUGUCAUCAUAGUAGGUCAUUGUCUGAAGUAGACAGGACCAAUCGGGCUGGGAAGAUCAAUAGCAACAUCUUGAAUUAUAGUUGGAAGGGACUAGGUGGCUGUGCAGUAUUGGGAAAUACUGCACAGGCAAAAGCCUGUAAAAUAAUAUAAAAUUUCUGGGUAGAUUUGGUGUCUCCAUUACCUUGGAGAUGAAGGGAUUGUCAGAGUUCCAACUCGAAUGAACAACAAUUUACUUUGUAUCACUGUCAUGCAUUUUAUUUAAAGAGGCAGGAUGAACAUUUUGGCUUGGCUGUAUUUCAGUGUCAAACAUUUCCCAUUGCUCAGAGCUUCCACUCGAACUGCUAAAGGAAAUGGCUAGCAUGAGUUGCACUAUUUUAGCUGUAGUGUUUCUUUGAAGAUGAGCAAAGCACACUGCUAGUAAGCUUUCUUGGAGGUGAGGCUGCCCUUGUUGCUUCUGUUUAACAGUUUUUAGUAGAAGUUAAGCUCACAGAGAUCAGUGAUGGACAGGGCGGACAACUGAGGAAAGUGAGGAAACGGUUAGUCUUGAAACUCAAAUGGGAGUGGGGAGGAAGAUGGCAAAGGAAGGUUAUUUGCACUACUCUGAGAUUUUGUAGUUGGAGCUUUUCUGUAAAGCAUAAACACAGAAGGAAACCUGGGCAUACAAAUACUUUCGCAAUCCCUGCCAACCUUAGCCUCUGUAGUGCUUGGUAAAGCAAUAUACUAGAUUGAGCUGAAUGAAACCUACAGAUAAAUAACUUUUACUGGAUUGGAAUCACAGGCUGCCUGUUUUAUCUGUGCUCAGCAGCUAGUGUUUAUGAAAAAUGUACAGUUAUGCUCACCAAGAGAUGCUCAAAACUGAAGCAUGAUCCUACACCCUCUUCACCUAUUGUGUAAUAUAUUACCAAUAAAUGCAAGGUGGCAUUUGGUUCCGUUCUGUUAUGUAUCUAUUUCUAGAGAAUCUUGUACAAAUUUUAGGGGUUCCACUAUACCGUCUUUCCAUGCACUUGUGCACAUCUGGGUAUUAAAUAGCCCACAAAAUGUAUCUGGACUGUGUUUUUUUUAAAAAUGGAUCUUGAAAGGCUGCAAUGAUUUAAGAUAGUAUAUGUGGAAUAGCACUGCUGUAUCAGGGUUCGUGCUGCACUGUGUAGCCACAUGAAUGAGGCUAUAACUGUACAGCCCUGGCUUUGAAAUGAGUAGCUUAUCACAUUUAAGAAUUUACUUUCUAGUUUAAUGGAAAUUGAGACAUUCUUCUAUUGGAGUACGCAUAGAAUCAUAGGACUAGAAGAGACCUCAAGAGGUCUUCUAAUCCAGUCCCCUGUACUCAAGGCAGGACCAAUUAUCCCUGACAAGUGUUUAACUAAACUGCUCUUACAAAUCUCGUAUGACGGAGAUUCCACAACCUCCCUAGGUAAUUUAUUCCAGUGUUUAACUACCCUGAUAGGAAGUUUUGAAGCCCUUUAGAAUAAAUGGAAACUCGUAUCUAAAGUCUUGUUCAUCUGGUUGAGGAUCUACACAAAUUAAAUACACAGUUUUUAAUUAUUUGGCUCUAUAACGCUCCUGAGAGAUCCAGAGGAGUUGGGAUGGGGCAAGGUUCACACCAUAAUUAUUGUAUUUAAACUCUGACACUAAUGGAACAGGGGAAAUACCUACCGCUUCCCUUCAUAUAAUUUUAUUGCAUGACCCAGAAGUUUUGCUUUUGAUCGUAUUUUUGCAACAAUAGCCACUUGUGCUGUGCGACAGGUAAAAAUUGAUCUUUCAGCUGUUGAGCAACACUCUGUAAAAUUUCACAGGCUUUUCUGUCAACCUUGCUUCCCCCCUUCUCCCUCCCGCCAGCUUUGCAGUGUAAUAUGAACACCUCCAAUGUUGUAUAUACUCUGAAGGACAAAUGGAAUCUGGGCAGUGCAAACAAGUUUCUCCAGCACUUUUUAGUACAGCUUUAAGUAAUCGGUGUUGCAUCCAAACAAAAGUUAUAUUGAUGGUCAUUUUCUCCAAAUCCUGAAUAUCAGUGAAUGUCACAGUAAAUAUGUUUCAUAUCUAAAACACACUUUAAAAUCCAGCUGUGACAAUUGUAUUCCCAGCUUUUUACUCAAAUGUGUGCUCAAGUUGAUAGUGAAGAAAUGCAGGAAUGGUGAAGAAAGCUUAUAAGCACUUGUUAACACUGUAUAGAUGUUUUAAAUUACUUUAUUUGCAUGCAGAAUCAUGGACUACUUAUGUGCAAAUAAAACCCACAAUUCUGAGAAUCUGGGGACCAAUAUCUUUUGAACAUUGCCUUAUGAUUGUAACUGGGGUCUCUGUUUCAGUCUUUAUCAGAUUCCUGCCUUUGAGAAAUGGUUCUUAUUGCAAUGAAUUUUUUAGUAAAUGUGUGGUAUUUAUAAGGGGUGUACAGAAUCCAAACAGACAUAUUUGCCUGAGCAAUAUAAACUUCAUGGAGUUGUAAAUUGAAUAGGACAUUUAUUUAUUUUGAAAUAAAAGUUAUAACCAGAAAA